GAGAAGAUGGGCAGCUCAUCAACCCCUAUCUUCCUAUUUCCAUGGCUAUCCUUGGUGGCCAUCAUCUGGCUCCAAUCCAUCAACGGCACCAAUUCGGUCUUCUCGAACUACUCUUCCCAGCUGAAGUCCCAGCUCAAGAUAUCCCAAGUGAAGCUCAACUACCUCAACGUUGCCUCCGAUGCUGGGAAGCUCUUUGGGUGGUGCUCGGGUGUCACAGCUCGCCACCUUCCCCUAUGGCUGGUCCUCAUCAUAGGUGCAAUCAUUGGUUUGAUUGGUUAUGGCGUCCAAUUCCUCUUCCUAGCCAAUAAGAUCGCAUCACUCCCAUAUUGGCAAGCCUUCUUGUUCAGCGUGCUUGCAGGGAACAGCGUCUGCUGGAUCAACACCGUGUGUUACAUCGCAGCCAUGAGGAGGUUCCCUGUGGACCAUGGGACCGUUGUGUGUUUGGCCACAAGUUAUUGCGCUUUGAGUGCCAAGAUCUACAUAGCUAUGUCACAAGUGAUCAUGGCAGGUAAUCCUAGUGACGACAGCAUCUACCUAUUACUAAACUCCAUUGUGCCUAUCGUGACAGGUGCAAUCACUUCACCAUUUCUUAAGGAAUCAAAGCCGGCCAGUCCGAAGACUCGCACCGGUCUUGUUACGAUAUUUGUGAUCGCCGGCGUCACAGGAACAUAUGCAGUGGUGGAGACGGUGGCUCCGGUCUUCGAUAACAUGCCGAGCAGGCUACCGCCGUUGAUUCUAUUGGUCAUGGUUGUAUUGUUAGUAAUCUUUGUGCCUCUGGUGAAUGUCAUAAAGUGGAUAAAGGAAGGGAAUUGGAGCUUCAAGAUGGUAGGAGAGGAAAUGGAGAAGAGUGUGAUAAAAGUUGAGGAGAAGGAAGUUGAGGAAGGUGGUGAAGGGUGCAGAGAAGAGGAGAGAUGGGAAACUUCGGUGGGAAGAGAAUAUGGGGUGCGGGAGUUGGUAGCAUGCAUGGAGUUCUGGUUAUAUUUCAUGGUAUACGGCUGCGGGGGUACGUUGGGCUUGGUAUAUGCUAGCAACCUGGGUCAGAUAUCUCAGUCUCGCGGGAUAUCCGACACGGUACUGGUUUCCAUCUCCUCGUCCUUCAGCUUCUUCGGGAAAUUGUUCUCGGCUCUCUUGUCCGCGUUCUCCAGCAGGUACAUGGUUUCAAGGCCAGCAUCAAUGUUAUUGCUAAUGAUUCCAAUGGCAGCUACCUUCUUCUUGCUGCUUAACCCCACCAAUGCCUGCCUGUUCAUCGGCACAGCCAUCAUAGGUAUGUGCUCGGGGGCCAUGACUUCCCUUGCUGUCUCCGUGACCUCCGAAUUGUUUGGCACUGAGCAUUUUGGUGUAAAUCACAAUAUUCUUAUUGCCAAUAUCCCUCUUGGAUCAUUUUUGUUUGGCUAUAUUGCGGGAUUCAUCUACGACAAGGAAGGUGGUGGGGGACAUGGUCCAUGCAUUGGAACCCAAUGCUACCACAAGACUUUCAUCAUCUGGGGAAUUUUUUGCUCCUUGGGAACAAUCUUAAGCUUUGUUCUGUACAUUCGGACAAGAAAAUGGUCCAAGAGAAGGGAACCGGGCAGCUGA
Elaeis guineensis (African oil palm) is the source of this 1575-nucleotide messenger RNA. RefSeq names its product protein NUCLEAR FUSION DEFECTIVE 4. Gene Ontology annotation, cellular component: membrane. Lineage: Eukaryota; Viridiplantae; Streptophyta; Magnoliopsida; Arecales; Arecaceae. The record is from RefSeq and is a predicted model, not a curated record.